CUCAUCUACAACACUUCAUAACCAUCAUAUCAAUCACAAAUCCACUGCUAUCUUCAUUAGAUCCACCUCGUUAUUAGUUGCCGAAUGCGGAAAAGUGGGAUAUGACAUGCUAGACGCAUAAAUGUCGAGAUUGAUAAUCGAAGGAAACCUGCACUUCACGAGAAACCUGCCAUCUCAACAUCCAAAUACCCCGAAGCUUUCGCAUAUACGAUCACAAUGUCCUCUUCAGAGCCUCCAAAGUUCCGCAUCGCCAUAGCAGGCGCCGGAAUCGCCGGUCUCACAGCCGCCAUAGCCCUCCGUAAACACCCACUCAUCGACGUGCAACUCUACGAACAAGCCACAGAGCUCAAAGAGAUCGGCGCCAGUAUAGCACUCGGUCCCAAUGGACUUCGAACUCUCGAACGUCUUGGUCUUCACAAUGCCAUUUCAGACGAUGUCUGUUUCCGGGGUCCGUCGAAUCUUCCGAUGAUUUAUAGACAUUGGAAGACGGGGGAGGUUAUUGGGAAUGAUAAGCAUGAGGAUGUGGAUGAGUAUUUGCAUAGGACGGCGAGGUAUCAUAGGAGUCAUUUGCAUGGGGCUUUGUUGGAGAAUGUUCCGAGGGAGAGUAUUCAUUUGGGGAAGAGGGUUGAGGGGGUUGAUGUGUUGAGGAAUGGGGUGAAUGUACGGUUUAAAGACGGGACGGAGGUGGGGACUGAUAUUCUGAUUGGGGCAGAUGGGCUACGAUCAGCUGUACGACAAUAUUUCGUCCCCGACUUCAAAUUGCUUUGGAGCGGUUGGACAGCGUAUCGAACUUGCUUCGAUGCAUCCUUGACUGAAUCAAUACCCGAUUUGCCCGAAGAUUCAACUCACUGGUGGUGCCAAAAGACCUCAUUCUUCUCCUCAAAGCUAGGAAAGAACUCAUAUACAGUAGUUGGAGGCAUCCACACAGAUCCGGAUGAUCCCAACGCACAGCUGAAAUAUGCAGAGUGGGACGAAAAAGCCAGCGUCCAAGCAUUCCGAGACUUGUUUGCUGACUGGAAUCCAAUAGUGAAAGCACUGACUGAAGUCACACCUUCAGUGCGACUAUAUCCAAACCUAUCAUGCGCCACCACCCUCGACUCUUGGAUCUUCGACAAUCGAGUGGUGCUCAUCGGAGAUGCUGCUCAUGCACACGGUGGAGCUCACGCCACGGGAGGAUCUCUCGCAAUCGAUGAUGCUUACGCUCUUUCUCUCGCACUAUUCUCCUCAUUUCCGGUGAACUCUACGGAAACGCCAUCACUAGAUCAGAUCACAGCGGCAAUGAAAUUGUACGAGAAGACUCGAAAGCCGCAUGCGGAGAGAUUGUUGAAGUUCGUCCACGCGAAUAAUGAUGUUCGGCUAGAGAAGCUGAGAAGAGGGGUUGAGGAAAGUGACGGUGAAUUGAGAGCUAGGGCUGCGAAGGGUUCGAAUACUACUUGGUUGCAUGAGCAUGAUGUUGUGAAGACUUUCCAACGUACGUUGAGAUCACUCGAGACUAAUGGAGGUGCUUCGGAUGAGGCAAGACCCAGGUUGUGAACAUCAAUGUCUUGGGUGAUUCAAAGCAACAUCGUAGCAUAUGUUCCCACGUCAACAAUAAUUAUUCUCUCUGAAUUGAAUUUCCACCUUGCAGAGGGAUAGGUGCUUCCACGUGAUUUGUGUCGACGACUGCACCAG
Mollisia scopiformis is the source of this 1671-nucleotide messenger RNA. Its product is annotated as FAD/NAD(P)-binding domain-containing protein. Lineage: Eukaryota; Fungi; Ascomycota; Leotiomycetes; Helotiales; Mollisiaceae. Bases 217 to 1533 code for a protein of 438 amino acids. The record is from RefSeq and is a predicted model, not a curated record. The transcript is spliced from 3 exons. Gene Ontology annotation, molecular function: monooxygenase activity; FAD binding.